Messenger RNA from Corticium candelabrum, 1326 nucleotides. Its product is annotated as desert hedgehog protein A-like. Gene Ontology annotation, molecular function: calcium ion binding; patched binding. Bases 41 to 1171 code for a protein of 376 amino acids. The transcript has 2 exons. The record is from RefSeq and is a predicted model, not a curated record. Gene Ontology annotation, biological process: regulation of gene expression; smoothened signaling pathway; intein-mediated protein splicing. Lineage: Eukaryota; Metazoa; Porifera; Homoscleromorpha; Homosclerophorida; Plakinidae.
GUGAUAUCGACGCUAGCGACAGAGCUCAGACUUCUCUACAAUGGUUGUUGAGACGGUGUACCGCUUUUCUUUUGCAGUGCUGUUGUUGCUUCUGCCCGCUCUUGGAGAACUACAGUCCAGAUCCAAUUCUGAAGACGACGAUGUGACUACUAAGAUUUCUAUUCCUGUGUCUACCAUGUCCGAAAUUCAACCGCAAGCUCUAGACACCAUGAGUCACGCUAAUAAGUCAGAACAAGAUAUGCUGAUCAACGGCAUUCUCGACAUCCUACGCACGGCAAACGCUCGUCACACGCUAGACGUCCGAGAAGAUAUCUUGCGAGAAAUCGCGGAAAGAGUUGUCUCGACCGGUAACAUCCAUCCUUCCGGUCUGAGCCUCGAGGCAAGACUAAUGGCCAUGAAACUUCGACUGACUAUCAGCUGGAAUGAUCUCAACGACACGACUGAGUCGGUAGCUCGAUAUCUCCGACCGUUGCUUGCAGAAAAUCAAAAUCGUAGAUCUAAACGCCGUACUUGUACAGGUUGCACAAAUUGUUGCAACAAUAAUUGUUUUCCGGCCAGAGCGACUGUCAUGACUAACUCUGGAGAACACAAAUCGCUGCAUGAACUAAAAGUGGGCGAAAAGAUCUCCUGCGUAAGAGAUGAAGGUCAGCAAGACUAUUGCGAAGUGAUCGGCUUUCUUCACAAGCAAGAAAGUGGAGCACACGACUAUCUCUCCAUCCAUACCGAUACCGGUCACAAACUUGAAGUAUCAGCGUCACAUUUGAUCUUCAGGUCGAGAGAGAAAUCUUGCUCUGUGUCUAAUGCUGAUGACGUAUUUGCAAGUGAAGUGACUGUGGGAGAUUACGUGUACGUCACGACCAAGAAGGGACUCGUAUCUUCAAUGGUCACCAAAAUCUCGACUAUUGAAGCACGUGGUUACUACGCACCCCUUACAAGCUGUGGUACUGUUGUUGUUGAUGGCGUUUUGGCAUCGUGCUACGCUCAGUUUGACAGUCACAGGCUCGCUCAAAUGGGUAUGACCGGUGCACGUCUAGCCUACUACUACGCUCCGGGUUGGCUGCAGUCUUACCUACUAGGAGCCGACAGUGACGGAUUGAUGACGUACGCUAAACACCUCACGCCAUUGGUCGAGUUCUUCAUGGGUAGCAGGUUUUAUGACGGUCACGUUUGAAGAAGUUGUAAACAGUUUGAGCUGUGGGAGUUGUUAGUUCGUGCUGCUUGAGUAUGUGAGCUGAGACAAACGUGCUGAGUAGAUUGUUGCAUGCAGUCCGAUUUGGCUUAAUUGAUGUGUAGCUGCUUGCAGUAUGUGCAAAAUAUGAUAUUCAA